GUUAUGCUUGCCGUAACAUCUCCACCUCCACUGCUCUUCAGACUAGAACCCAUGUUAGCUAUGAUAUCAAAGGAGAUGUUGCUGUUGUACGCUUCAACACACCAAAUUCAAAGGUGAACACUCUAUCCAGACAACUGAACUCCGAGUUUACUGAUGUAAUGAAUGAGAUCUGGGCCAAUGAAGCUGUCAAAAGUGCCGUCCUCAUCUCUUCAAAACCAGGCUCUUUCAUUGCUGGAGCAGAUAUCGACAUGAUUGAAGCCUGCAAGACUUCUCAGGAAGUGACUCAGCUCUCUCAGGAAGGACAGAAGAUGCUAGAAAAAAUUGAACAGUCUCCCAAGCCCAUAGUUGCUGCCAUCAGUGGUUCCUGCCUGGGAGGAGGGCUGGAGGUUGCCAUCGCCUGUCACUACAGAAUAGCAACAAAGGACAAGAAAACAAUCUUGGGAACACCUGAAGUGUUACUGGGUCUCCUGCCAGGGGCAGGGGGUACUCAGAGGCUGCCAAAGAUGGUGGGACUUCCUGCUGCCUUUGAUAUGAUGCUGACUGGAAGGAACAUCCGUGCUGACAGGGCAAAGAAGAUGGGUUUGGUUGACCAGCUGGUGGACCCACUAGGUCAGACGUAAUGCCUC
Molecule: messenger RNA, 626 nt
Organism: Phaethon lepturus (White-tailed tropicbird)
Lineage: Eukaryota; Metazoa; Chordata; Aves; Phaethontiformes; Phaethontidae
Product: trifunctional enzyme subunit alpha, mitochondrial-like
Exons: 6
Biological process (GO): fatty acid beta-oxidation
Cellular component (GO): mitochondrial fatty acid beta-oxidation multienzyme complex
Molecular function (GO): enoyl-CoA hydratase activity; long-chain (3S)-3-hydroxyacyl-CoA dehydrogenase (NAD+) activity
Source: RefSeq, a predicted model, not a curated record